AAGCACGGCCAACGGAGCGAGAGCGCCGCCUGGAUCUCGGCCGGACGCGCGGCGGCGGCGGCAGCGCCUUCGCGAGGGCGCCUGAGGGCCGGGAGACGGCAAACGGCAGGGGCACGAUCCUGCGGGGGGGGGCUACUCGCGAGCAAGGCCCGUUGGCUGACCGAGGGCUCCCGCUUAGGUGAGGCUAGGCUAACCCGCCGCCGCUGCUUCUUCCUCCCAAGUUAGGUUUACGGAGCGGAAAUGAAAGCCCUAUGGAUUCAAAGCAAGGGCUCUUUUAGUCCAUGAGUAAACCCCUCAGGCCGGAUCCUGGCUCAGUCAUAUAGUUAAAUAGAAAGACCCAGAAGUCCCGUGAUGCCAGUGAGUCUGCUCGUAAGUGUUUCUUAAGACUGGAUCCCUCCCAUUCCAGAAGUUGUGGGGUUUCAGUGGGGUAAGCAAACUUAACACAGUACAAGUAAGGGGGGAAUGAAAGCCGCUUGGAUUUCAUUGGGGUUGUUUACUCGGGGAGUAAACACCCACAGCACCUCGUUUGGAUCCGACCUGUUGGAAGAUCUCAUUAGUUCUGGCGUUUUAAGGAGGUUGAAUCCCAAGACCCAGCCAUCCCCUCAGGGUGGGUCCCAGCUUCGUAAUGAUUAAGAGAGGAAGACCCGAAAGUCCCAUGAUGCUGUAAGUUUGACUUACCCAAUGGAAAAGACCCAUUUAUCAUGCGGUUUCAGCGGGACUGGUAUCCAGGAAGCCUUAAAUGAUGGGGCUGGAAGGAGGACUUUAUGGAUGUGAUGACCCUGCAUACUGGAGAGCGGUUUUAAAUGUUUACCAGGAUGUGGUCAUGGCCAAGGGGAGCAAGCAGGGAAAAACCAUUGCCUUGGAUAAAUGGUAUCAAGAGGAGCUGCCAAUUGCUGUUUCCGGCCGGAAGGACAAACACUUGGCAAAAGAAGAGCUGGUGAGGCUGAUGGAAUGGAAGCUUUCCAGAGGCAAGUUUCGCCCUCGACUCCAGCAGCUGGUGGCCACUAACUCCAGCGAGGUGGUGGAGAGCUGCACCAGAAAAGCCUUCCAGCUCCUCCCUGACGUAGCAGCUGCCAUGACUGAGCUGUGCAAACUCAAGGCUGUGGGGCCUGCCACAGCUUCAGCGAUUCUGACUUCCGGAGCCCCGGAAGCAGCUGCCUUUAUGGCCGACGAAGCAGUAGAGUCUCUGCCAGGCCUUGUCCCCGUCCAGUACACCCUCAAGCACUACCUGCUCUACCUUGACGGAAUCCAGAGCUGUGUCAAGAAGCUAAACGAAGCUGAUGCAGAACAGGCCUGGACGCCUCACCGUGUGGAGAUGUGCCUCUGGGCUUGGGCCAUCGGCAGCAAGCUGCAGCUGCCUUCGUUGCAGGCUCUAGGCGGAGAGGGAGCAAAGGCAGGGGACGGAGCAGAAGCAGGCAGGCCUAAGAAGAAAAGGAAAACAACAUGAAAAAUCCCAGGAUUCCGGGGCUGCAGCUUUAGAAUUGACCUUUGUUCCUUGGUGCAUGAAUACUGAAGCUGAACUACACAUACACACACACACACACACACGAAAAGGCCGUGCUGUUAUCCUGGAUUUCCAGGACAAAUCGUCAGGAGUGUCUGCACCAGUCAUCAUUCAAGACCUUUGAACCUCUGGAGCAAAUAGUGCAGCUCUGGAAAACUGGUCUUCCUUUCUCAGGACUCUCUUUCACCAUCUGCAAUGUGGAGCAGCACAUGGGAAAAUGUAGCUCAGCCUUCCUCCCCACCUGCCCCACUCCAAAUAAUUCGAGAAUGGAAAGUCACUCAUAAAACAGAUUGGGCAUCGUGAUGUUAAGCUUGUGGUUUAUGGCUGGAGCCUCACAGCUGCUCAGGAUCUGGGAUGAGCUUUAUAUUUGUGGGUGGGGAGGAGUUUUGCCUCCAGUUUGACGACUAUCUAGUGAUUAUCUUUCCAUGUAAUGCAAGGUUUGACUGACUUGUGUCGUCAGGAGCAAUUUGCUGCUUGGGUACCACUAGGGGGAGCACUUCCACUGGAAAUGCCCUCCCUUCUAAACUCCUCUCCUCCCCUGCAAGCAUUCUGUAAGAUUGUGGUCUACUCUAGUCUACUUUGAAUGGAUCAAUGGAUGAAAGCUGUGUUUUCCAGAUCCUCUGACAUGGAGGGAAGCGGAGGUGUUCGACUGACUAUCCUUUUUGCCUCCCCAGGUCUGUCACUGCUAGUGAAAGAAACACAACCAAAGCACAAUUUAUUUUCAGAAUCUGAUUUUGCUUUACGAAAUCAAUUUUAUAUUAGCAAAAUAGAUAUUUAAGCUAUUAACAAGAAGAAUUAAAUACAUUAUCAUCCAUAGUCUCUCCCUCACACUCUCUCACACAGUGAAUAUGAGCUAUCUGCCCAGGUGCAUUGCCGCAGAGGGAAGCUAUAUUUCUGAAUAUUAUUUUAGCAUUUCUCAUUAUAGUUCUUUUCCAAUAAAGUCCUUAUUUUCCUACAAAUUUACUUGUUGUUCCUAACAACCCAAGAAGUACCUGGCUGGUGGAUCAGGCCAGUGGCCCGUAUUCUCCCAGUCGUCAACCAGAAGCCUUCCGGAAGCCUGCCAGCCAUUCAAAAUAUGAUCUACCAAAACACGUCAAAUUGGAUAGAAUAUUGACCAUCUCCAUUUCUGUGACUUCCCUCUGACUUCUACACCCAUCUUGCUUUGCGACGCAGGGCGGUGGCAGGGCCUUCUGUAGCACCCUCUUAAUUCACUCAGGGGUAGGGUGAGGCCCAGCUGGAUUGGUGCCUUGGCCAAUCUGUGUGAGAGAGCCCCUCACAAUCUGCCCCAGAAUCCUUUGCACCACACAGUAGUUCCUCAGCAGAUGUACAAACGAUCCCUUGGUUGAAAAAAAAAGGGAAUGGCGUGAGGUGUUUUCUUUGGCUGGAAACGGACCCCUCCCACAUCAGAAAGGCAAACCAAAAAAGGGGGGGGUUUCAAGACUGUAAUCCUGAAUCCAUUUCCUUUGAGAGUUAGCCUCAUUGAACUUAAUUCUGAGUCAACGGGUUUAUAGGAUUGUGCUAAAAUAGGACAGGGGCCCUCCAGGCAGUGGUGUGCAGCCUCAUUUUGCUGGAGCACUUGGCUCUGGAGUGGAACCCCUCGGAUAUCUCUUCUGCCGUGUCGAAAUGUCUGGCUUUUCCCCCCUCCCCAUGCCAAGGGUUAGCAAAGCUUGCUUCUGCAGCCCAGGAAUUUGCCUUCUGGCUGGCUUUGUGCUGGCUUGAGUUUUUCUGCUCCAGUAAUUUUUUUUCCUUGGAUGCUUAAAAGUCCCCGUGCCUGCAAUCCCCCAUUUUCUGUCCUUCGCACAGCCUGGAGAUUUUGCUCUUAGAAUCAUAGAGUUGAAAGAGACCACAAGGGCCAUCCAGUCCAACCCCCUGCCAAGCAGGAAACACCAUCAAAGCAUUCUUGACAUAUGCCUGUCAAGCCUCUGCUUAAAGACCUCCAAAGAAGGAGACUCCACCACACUCCUUGGUAGCAAAUUCCACUGCCGAACAGCUCUUACUGUCUUGUUUUUUGAGUGUGUGCUUUUGUAUUUCUUUGGCGAGUCCUGGGUGGAGAAAGCUUCCGAGCCUGUGGAAACACACACACACACACACACACAGAGCGAGAGCAGGAAUGGAAAGUGAGAGUGAAAUGUUUUGCCAAUUCCUGCUGGGGAAUGGUCUUGAAAUCACAACCUGAGAGUGCCUCCCCCCUUCAAAUAGCCAGCCCCCAUCCGAUCCUUGUGCACUAGGGUUGGGUUGGCAUCUGUUGGUCACGGGAGACAAUGGAGGAGUAUGCCUCUGGGAGUGAAGUCAAACCAUUGGAGAGUUACAGCGCCUGCUGGGCUUCCGGGUUCAGCGCCAGCGUCGAUCGGCGGGGUUUCGUCUCGUCUCCGAGACGGCCCGUCUCUGCUAGGAGUGGGGAGGGCAGCGAGAGCAACGCUGCGCCCCUUAGAACCUCGGGAAGGGCGUCCCGAGGGCAAUUUGCUCGGCACAGACCCAAUCCGGACUCCCCAACUCUUCGGCUAGCUCUAAUAAGAGCUCCGGAGCGAGGAGGGUAGAAGUCGCGGGGGCCAUUUUGAGCGGCAACGUUAUUCUAGCAGGGAGAAGCUUCAAGCCGAAGGCGGAGAGCGCUGGAUUCUUCCGAAAAUAAAACGAUUGGAAAAGACUGUAAGUAACCUCACGAUUUGGAUUAUAAAACAAUUUGGUCUGGGAGAGAGGGGAGAAAAGAGGAAGCCACCCCCCCCCCCACGGCAACAA
Messenger RNA from Zootoca vivipara (common lizard), 4240 nucleotides. Lineage: Eukaryota; Metazoa; Chordata; Lepidosauria; Squamata; Lacertidae. The record is from RefSeq and is a predicted model, not a curated record.